This is a messenger RNA of Neoarthrinium moseri, 1629 nucleotides long. RefSeq lists its product as uncharacterized. Gene Ontology annotation, molecular function: FMN binding. NCBI's taxonomy places the organism in Eukaryota, Fungi, Ascomycota, Sordariomycetes, Amphisphaeriales, Apiosporaceae. The transcript has 4 exons. Bases 1 to 1629 code for a protein of 542 amino acids. The record is from RefSeq and is a predicted model, not a curated record.
AUGACGGGUUCCACAAGCACCACAAACCAACCUGCAAGCCAUGAUGGCCGAGGCAUUGACGAGAUACGUCGAGUCAUCAACAUAUUAGACGAAGCCGGAAUCAUAUGCUGUGUAAUGGGUGGCAAGGCAUUGGUUUACUAUGGAGUGCCCCGCCCCUUUGCUGACUGGCAUAUAUGCGUGCCAACGGACAAGUUCUCAGAAGCUAUUGCUGUCUUUGCACGUCUUCACGAUGAAUACGAGCCUGCCGACAAGAUCUUACCACAACUGAGGUCGCUGCUGCACACGUACCCGCGACUCAAACCCAAGGGCAUCGACAUGGCUUUCUAUAUCAUGCCAGCGUCUGAACACUUCACCGAAGAUUUCGAUGAGACCAUGAUGGAGCGUAGCCGGAAUCAUAUACCCUAUCCCAAGCUGGAGUAUUUCGCACAAAGUCUAGUGAGGAACCAAAGCUGGCCUGAGCUGUGCCAUCUGGUCGAUGGCAUGGACUUGACGGAGGACUGGGGCUAUGAGAAUCUCUACCUGGGCGAGGCUGACGGGAAGGAGAUUGAUUUCAUCGCGAACAAGAACAAGAAGAUUAUGGCAUCCUACGGAGACUUUCCCAAUCUGAAUCCCGUUCUGGCGACACUCUCACCCAAGCCAAAGGACCGGCGCAAGAAGUGGAAGAGAAUAGUGGGGGAGAAAGAACGAAUGGAUCACAAGAUCCUAGGUUACGUGAAGACAGGGCCGUAUGAGUUGGUGCUGAAUUUGACAAUAGUACACAACACAGCACACCAAAAGUCAAGCUCCGCGGCCGCCGCUGGCACCAAGCCUUCUGCAGAUGCAAAGUACAAGAUCAUAGACAGGGUCGCCAAUUUCAAGGAGACCGAGGCACAGCGGCCGGAUUUUGACUACAGCAAUGGCCCUAUUCCCGUGACCAAGUCGCCGAACCCGAACUGGGAAUACGGCUCCGGCGUAAGCCAGGAUGCGACGGCCAGAGACGCCGCGCACCGGGAGAUCGACCCGUACGCCGCCGAUCGGCCGAUGGUCAGCAACUAUCGGCUGCUGGUGUCGGGGAUCGCGCCCCGGCCGGUAGGGUUCCUCAGCACGGUGUCGGCGGACGGGCAGAGCAAGAACCUGGCGCCGUUCAGCUACUUCCAGGUCAUCGACCACGACCCGCCCAUGUUCGUCGUGGGGUUCUCGGCGCGGCCGGGCCGCGUCAAGGACACGUACCGCAACCUCGCCGAGACGGGCGAGUGCGUGAUCAAUACCGUGUCCGAGAACAUGAUCGAGGCGGUCAAUGCGACCUCCAUGGACGCUCCGUAUGGGGUUUCGGAGUGGGAAAUCGCGGGGCUGCACGAGGCGCCGACCUCUACGGUGAGGCCGUCGCGGGUGCGCGAGUCCGUAUUCUCCGUCGAGGGCAAGGCCGUCGACAUCAAGGAGUUCAACGACCAUGCCCGAGACGGGAUGAGUGUCGCGUCCUUGGUGCUCAUCAAGGCGACGCGGUUCUGGGUCCGCGAGGAUGCGACGAAUGCCGAUGUCAGCCAUAUUGAUCUCAACAAGCUACGGCCCAUUGCGCAGCUGGGCGGCAUGGCGUAUGGACGUAUAUCAUCGACUUUUGACUUGCCGCGGCCCAGAUGGAAUGACGAAUAA